Molecule: messenger RNA, 1221 nt
Organism: Mesitornis unicolor (brown roatelo)
Lineage: Eukaryota; Metazoa; Chordata; Aves; Mesitornithiformes; Mesitornithidae
Gene: PANX3
Product: pannexin 3
Exons: 4
Coding region: 1-1221 (406 amino acids)
Biological process (GO): monoatomic cation transport; positive regulation of interleukin-1 production
Molecular function (GO): channel activity
Source: RefSeq, a predicted model, not a curated record
AUGUCCCUCUCGCACACGGCCGCCGAGUACAUGCUCUCCGACGCUCUCCUCCCUGAUCCCGGUGGUUCCCGGGCCAAGGGCUUACGCUUGGAGCUGCCAAGCGAUCGCCUGCUGAAGUUCAUCACCGUGGGCUUGCCCCUUUGCCUCGUCUCACUGGCGUUCGCCCGGGAGUUCUCCACCGGCUCGCAGAUCAGCUGCUUCUCUCCCACCAACUUCACGGGGAAGCAGUCCGCCUACGUCGACACGGCCUGCUGGGACUCCCUGCUCCCCCACAGCCUCGACGCCGAGGGCCACGCCGUCACCAAGUCCCUGUGGGCCCUCAAGGUGUUCCCCUACUCGCUGCUGGUGGUGGCGGUGCUCAUGUACCUGCCCUACCUGCUGUGGCGUUACGCCGCCGCCCCCGCCCUCCACUCCGACCUCCUCUUCAUCAUCGACGAGCUGGACAAAUCCUACAACCGCUCCGUCCGCCUGGUGCAGCACAUGAGGAAGGGGCAGCAGGCCAGCGCCGAGCCGGAGCGAUUCUGGGAGGAAUACGAGAGGGCCCGUCGGGAGAGGUAUUUUGAGUUCCCGCUGCUGGAGCGCUACCUGAGCUGCAAGCAGCACGCCCACGCCCUGGCCUUCAUCUACCUCCUGAGGAACCUGCUCCUGCUCCUGUUCCUGGCCGCCACCUGCCUCUACCUCGUCUUCCUCCACCUCAACAUCUUCUUCCAGGACGAGUUCAGCUGCUCCAUCAAAACAGGGCUGCUCCAGGCAGAGCCCCACAUCCCCUCGCUCAUCCCGUGCAAGCUGGUCUUCUUCUCCGUCUUCCAGCUCAUCAGCUUCUCGGUCGGCGGCGUCUACGUCCUCCUCGUCCCCGUCGUCAUCUACAACGCCCUGCAGCUCUGCCAGUGGGACAAGGGGCUCCUCUCCGUCUACGAGAUGCUCCCCGCCUUCGACCUCCUCAGCCGAAAGAUGCUCACCUGCCCCGUCAACGACCUCAACGUCAUCCUCCUCUUCCUCCGGGCCAACAUCUCCGAGCUGACCUCCUUUGGCCGCCUCAACGCCGUCAGCGCCCUGAAGGAAGCCACCGCCAACAAGGACGACAUCGACACCGUCGUUGACUUCAUGACGCUGCUGGCCGGGCUGGAGGCCACCAAACCCAAACACCACGCGUGCGGCCCCGAGGCCGGCGGCAACGUGGCCCUCGCCAACGGCAGGGCUCCAGGUGGGCUUUUUGGGUAG